Molecule: messenger RNA, 942 nt
Organism: Perkinsus marinus ATCC 50983
Lineage: Eukaryota; Perkinsozoa; Perkinsida; Perkinsidae
Exons: 9
Coding region: 1-942 (313 amino acids)
Biological process (GO): ribosome biogenesis
Source: RefSeq, a predicted model, not a curated record
AUGGCCAGUGGAGGGCCAAUGUCCCCCGGGCAAAACUUUUUGGGCUGUAGCAUUUCGGUGAAGACCACCAACGGCGAUACGUUCCGAGGCGAACUUUUCUGCUACGACAUAUCUGAUUCCAAUUCGAUCGUUCUGCGAGAGCUCGUUGGUAAAGAUAAGUGUACAUACCAUUGGAUAAAGACGAAUACUAUUCGUGACAUCAAAGCACUGAAGCCGCCAACUGCUACUGACUCUCCGCUCCCCCACAUAGACCUCAAGGCGCUUCAAGCGCAGAUGACCGAUGCUGAGCAUAACUUCCAGGAUACUCGGGAACGUUAUGGGGUCGGUGUAACACAACUUGCGCAGACUGUGUUCGACCUUAUGUCGAAGACAAUGCCGUGUCGAUGGGAUGGCCAAGAUAUACUAUGCUAUACUGUCCGUAUCAAGAGCCCUUACCAAGCUGCCAACUGCACAGGGCCGAAUAGCAGUGAGCUUGAUCGAGUAAAGAAGGUUCUUGAGCUGGAGCGGUUCAAAAUGGAGAAGGAAGAGAAAAAGCACAGUAAUGUGUUACAGUCUGAAGCUGUAUAUACUAAUGUUUCUCGAGGGGAUCGGGCACUGGCUAAAGACUUGAAGGCGUGUUUUGGUACUACGGAUCAGAAGGAAAUCUGUAAAGAGAUCCUCAUGCAUGGCACGCUACAGAUCACUGGCACCGAGAGAGAAUUCUUCCACGAGUCUCGCACUAACGAGGUAAUUACACAGCUAGCCGAGAUGUGUAUCGACUCGAGGACGGGAUUCCCCUUGACCAAGGAUCAGAUAUCCUCAGCCCUUCAAGACAUCAACUACCAGGUACGAGUGGGGGCUCAGACGAUGACAGCGUUGAACAAGAGUAAGAAGGAGGUUAAUGAGGCUAAGCUGCAGGCUAGGGAGGCAAUGAAGGCCUUAGAGGAGAAGAUGCCAGAGUAG